CUAGUGAACAUGGCGGAGGGCGGAGCGGCCGAGCUGGAGACGCAGCGCGCCGAUACCGCGGCGCUGAUGAAGACACCGCUGAAGAAGGGUGAUACCUGGUACCUGGUGGAUAGCCGGUGGUUUAAGCAAUGGAAGAAAUAUGUUGGCUUUGAUAGCUGGGACAAAUACCAGAUGGGAGACCAAAAUGUGUAUCCUGGUCCUGUUGACAACUCUGGGCUUCUGAAAGGUGGAGAUUCACAGUCUCUAAAGGAGCAUCUCAUAGAUGAGCUGGAUUAUAUCCUGGUACCCACAGAAGGCUGGAAUAAGCUGGUCAGCUGGUAUGGAUUAAAAGAGAACCAAGAGCCAAUUGCACGAAAGGUGGUGGAGCAGGGCAUGUUUGUGAAGCAUUGCAAAGUGGAAGUGUACCUAACAGAAUUAAAGUUGUGUGAAAAUGGUGACAUGAACAAUGUCAUAACAAAGCGAUUUAGCAAAGCUGACAUCAUAGAUACAAUUGAAAAGGAGAUGCGGAAGCUGUUUAGUAUACCAGAAGAGAAAGAAAUUAGAUUGUGGAAUAAGUAUAUGAGCAACACGUUCGAACCCUUGAAUAAGCCCGAUAGCACGAUACAAGAUGCAGGACUAUACCAAGGGCAGGUACUGGUAAUAGAGCAGAAGAAUGAAGAUGGAACGUGGCCAAGAGGUCCUUCCACUAAUAAGUCUCCAAGUGCUUCAAAUUUUUCAACAUUGCCAAAGGUUUCCCCUUCAGCUCUAUCCAAUAAUUAUAGCAGCUUCAACAACAGAAAUGUGAAAAAUUCAAACUACUGUAUUCCCCCAUAUGCUGGCUAUAACAGCUACGAUUAUCUAGAUGCAGGAAGACACAGUGAACAGAGUGGCCUGUGUGGCUUAAGUAAUUUGGGUAACACUUGUUUUAUGAAUUCAGCUGUACAGUGUUUGAGUAAUACCCCUCCACUGACAGAAUACUUCCUAUCCGAUGAAUAUGUGGAUGAGUUAAAUCAUGACAACUUACUGGGAAUGAAAGGAGAAAUAGCUAAUGCUUAUGCAGAUCUCAUCAAGCAGAUGUGGUCCGGAAAAUAUAGCUAUGUUACACCAAGGGCAUUUAAGACACAGGUUGGUCGCUUUGCUCCCCAGUUUUCAGGCUACCAGCAACAGGACUCUCAAGAAUUGCUGGCCUUUCUUCUUGAUGGCUUGCAUGAAGAUUUGAAUAGAAUUAGAAAAAAGCCAUAUAUUCAAUUGAAAGAUGCAGAAGGCAGACCUGAUGAGGUGGUUGCUAAGGAAGCAUGGGAAAAUCACAGGAAACGGAACGAUUCUAUCAUUGUUGACAUUUUUCACGGUCUUUUUAAAUCUACUCUUGUUUGUCCCGAAUGUUCAAAGGUUUCUGUGACAUUUGAUCCCUUUUGUUAUUUAACACUUCCUUUGCCCUUGAAAAAAGAACGCACUUUGGAGGUUUUCCUUGUCAGAAUGGAGCCACUCAGCAAACCAGUGCAGUAUAAAGUAGUUGUUCCUAAAAUAGGCAUUAUUUCCGAUCUGUGUGCUGCACUGUCCACUCUGUCAGAUGUUCCUGCAGACAAAAUGGUUGUCACAGAUAUAUACAACCACCGAUUCCAUAGAAUAUUUUCCACGGAUGAGAACCUCAGUAGCAUCAUGGAAAGAGAUGAUAUCUUUAUUUUUGAAGUAACUGGCAAUAGGACAGAUGACACAGACAAUGUUGUGAUUCCGGUAUAUUUACGUGAGAAGUAUCGGCAGCCUACCUAUGGCCACCAUAGUAAUGUGUGCUUGUUUGGACAGCCCUUUAUGAUAUCUGUGCCCAGAAACAUAACUGAAGAAAAGCUUUAUAACCUACUACUGAUGAAAAUGUGCCGUUAUGUUAGAACCUAUAAUGAAAAUGAAGAAGAAGAAGAAAGUCUUCGUUUUUCCAAAGACCUUGGUAUCAAUGGCAAUGGGCAAAAUGGUGUACAUGAGGAGGGAUCUCCAAGUGAAAUGGAGACAGAUGAACAAGAUGAUGAAUCCAGUCAAGAUCAAGAACUACCUUCUGAGAAUGAGAACAGCCAAUCAGAGGACUCUGUUGGAGGCGAUAAUGAAGAUUCUGAAAAUGGUAUCUGCACUGAAGACCCCUGUAAAGUCCAGCUGUUCCAGGGACAUAAAAAACAGCUCUUUACAUUCCAGUUCAAUAAUUUAGGAAAUACAGAUAUCAAUUAUGUCAAAGAUGACAGGCAAAUCCGAUUUGAAGACAGCAGGCAAAUCAGACUUGAUGAACGAACAUAUCUAGCAUUAGACUGGGAUCCCGAAAUAAAGAAGCAAUACUUCGAUGACAAUGCAGCAGAGGAUUUUGAGAAGCAUGAAAGCAUGGAAUAUAGGCCACAGAAAAAAAUUUUUGUUAAGUUAAAAGAUUGUAUUGAACUUUUUACAACUAAAGAGAAGCUGGGUGCAGAGGACCCAUGGUACUGUCCAAACUGCAAGCAACAUCAGCAAGCCACCAAAAAACUAGAUUUGUGGUCAUUGCCCCCUGUGUUGGUGGUGCAUUUGAAGCGAUUUUCCUAUAGUCGUUAUUGGCGAGACAAGCUGGACACACUGGUUGAUUUUCCUAUUAGUGAUUUAGAUAUGUCAGAAUUUCUUAUAAAUCCAAAUGCUGGUCGUUGUGAAUAUAACUUGAUUGCUGUUUCAAAUCACUAUGGUGGAAUGGGUGGAGGACAUUACACAGCCUUUGCCAAGAACAAAGAUGACAAUAAGUGGUACUAUUUUGAUGACACCAGUGUUUCAUCGGCAGUAGAAGACCAAAUAGUGUCAAAAGCAGCUUAUGUCCUCUUCUACCAGAGACAAGAUACAAUCAGUGGUACUGGCUAUUUUGCACACGAUCAUAGUGCCAAGAAGGAAACCUCUACAUCUUUAGGCAUCCAGCAGGAGAGUGACGAGGACUGCAAUGAGAAUGAUGUAGAAAAUGAAAACUGCAUGCACACAAACUGACAGCAAUGAUGCCAUGUCAAAACUCUCCCAUGCAGAUUCCUGCCCGCAGGCACUGGAAAGCUAGAAACAUACCACAAAUAAAGAGCGAAACAUCAUCUGGAAAAGAGGUGCUACAUCAGCCCAAGCUAAAAGCCAUUUUGGAUUUUACGUGAUGAGAUAGACUUAAGUGAAUUACUUGAAGCUGAAGUGUAUUAGAAAAUCAACUAGAAGCUAAUUGCGGUAUAUGAUUCAUGAAAUCUAUUUGUCUUACUGAUGUAUGCUGUUCUUUACACUAAACAUAAGAAAUAAUUAAAUGGUUCCCCCUUCACUCCUCCCAACGUUUUUGAAAAUGUGAUAGUUCAUCUCCCAAAAAAAGUUAGUUAUUUUUGUAAGGAUUUUGUUCCAUGAACUAAAGUAAGCAGAAAAAUGUGCAAUGUACGUGCCCUGCUUAAGCAAUGGCAAACAUGAGCACUUAAACAGAAUGGAUCACUAAUUCAGUGACAGCUCCUGCCAUCUUUGUCGAAACAAGCAUCGUAAAGCCCAUAAAAAUCGAGGACGAGACACAAAACUGGCUAUUGAAAAAUGCCAUGCAAUGACUUCCAAGUUCCCAUUGAUCAUCAUCAAUUAACCUGUAUUAUGGGUUACUGUUCCAGAUAAGCUAAGUGGAAUGGACCCAUAUUGUGGAAGUGAAUAAAGCUUGUGUGUGUGCUACCUACGAACAUUUAUCAACUCUACUUUAACCCUUUGAGGACUGCAGUGGCAUUUCUGCACCAAAAUAAGGAAACAAAGGAAAUUACAACUAUGUUCAUUCAAGAAGUCAACAGAUUUAGAAAUGUUCAGCUGUCCCCGUAUACUUCUCAAUUCUACUUUCCAAAUAAUUGUGAGGUGCAGCAUUAGAAAUGAACCGAAAGUCGUUUCUGCAGGUAUUCUGUGACAGAAAACGUAUUUUGUAAACUGCAAAUGGGCUUGCAGUACUCAGGGUUAAAAAUAGAAUGUCAUAAUAGAUUAAAUUGAUGUGCUGGAUAAUUUUCAUUUGUUCAGCAAACUUGGUUUGCACUCUUUUACUUUUGGUGUAUGACCAGGGCCUAAUGUAACUAUCUUCGUAACUCUUAAGUUAUUGUAUUAAAACUAGGCUCAAAAGCAACAAUAUAGCAAUGAAUUACAUUAUCAAAUUUAAUAGAACAAGUGAGCAAGAGGGUUAAUUUUGUUUUAAUUCCUUUUUGGAAUUCACCAUAGCCUUACAGCAUAUUAAAUUGUGUAUAGUAACCAUUUGCAUGUUGCAGUAACAAUUGUAUAUAUUAUUGGGUAAACCUAGUUGAAUUUAUUGGUGAGCUGUACUUGAGGGGCCAGGAUGCCAACAGCCUAGAGUGGGAUUUUGAUUUUUUUUCUGAACUGCUGCUUUCCAUUUGAUGUAAGUCAAAGGAUGUGUUUUUUGGUUUCUUACUGCCAUUGGCAGAAGCUGCAUAAUGCUUAAGAAAUUGCUGUUCUAUAUGAAGUUGAUCGCUUUCGUGUCCCAUUGCCAAUAAAGGAAAUGAUGGUCUUUGCUUUUAAAUGAAAACAAAAAAAACACAUUAUAAACUGAUUUGAAUGGUGUAUUGUAUAAAAUAAGUUCACUCUGUGAGUGCACACUUGGUAAAUUAUUUUAUUGAGAUGUUAUAGUUAGACCAGGUUGAGUUAAGUAUGAGUCGAAAAUGGCUUUGCAGAGUAACUUGAUAUUAGUGCUGAUAAUUGUUGAUGUUCUAUUGUCUAAUUUUGCCCUUUUUUUAUUUUAUUCUCCCUUUACUUUGUAAAAUGGAAGUCAUGAACCUCCAGCAUGUCUGAGGUAAAUGUUUGACUGCACUUCAUUUAAUUUAAUUUUACAUUUGAAACUUGCAUGUUUGUUUAUAAAUUUACAAUAAAGUUAUGCAAGGCCUUAGCCACUCCACUCUGUCCUGAUAACUGGGUAAAGCUUACUGCAAGCUCAGUUGUCAUUGGUUACUGGGGAAUAUAAACUGCACUGGUAUGAUAGGUAUAGUGUACUACAAAAUGUUUUCAGUAAAGGUUUACUAAGUUUCAUACUUGGCGUUAAACAAUUUGCUCAAUUAAUAUUUCCUUAAAUGGAUAGCAUUGUUAAAAUAUA
Molecule: messenger RNA, 5056 nt
Organism: Hemiscyllium ocellatum (epaulette shark)
Lineage: Eukaryota; Metazoa; Chordata; Chondrichthyes; Orectolobiformes; Hemiscylliidae
Product: ubiquitin carboxyl-terminal hydrolase 15-like
Exons: 22
Coding region: 10-2958 (982 amino acids)
Biological process (GO): protein deubiquitination
Molecular function (GO): cysteine-type deubiquitinase activity
Source: RefSeq, a predicted model, not a curated record